AUGGCUCUCUACCAGUUUCUGUGUGGUUCAGCUGUGAUGAUCAUCCUCUUAUCCAGGGGAUGUCAUUCAGAGUCACCAGUGUGUGGCCUGGCUGUAGAAAACACCAGAAUUGUGGGAGGUCAAAAUGCGGCUCCGGGAAGUUGGCCUUGGUUGGUCAGUUUAUACAGUGAUGGCCGUCCUUCUUGUGCAGGGUCUCUAAUUAACAAUCAGUGGGUGCUGACAGCUGCCCACUGCCUACCAGGAAUUGACGACCUUGACACAAUUGUUUAUCUGGGCCGCUUCAACACAUCAGGUCCAAACUUGAAUGAAGUGUCUCUUGGACUUGAAAGUGUCGAUUGCCAUCCUUCAUACGACUUCCUGACCAACGAGAACGACAUAUGUCUCCUGAAACUGUCAACCCCGGUGGAUUUUACGGACUACAUACAACCGGUCUGCUUAGCCUCGGCAGGGAGCACGUUCCACGCCGGUGUUAGCAGCUGGGUCACUGGUUUUGGUGUAACUCAACCUGAUUCAUCUUCCAGGGCAGAGAUCCUGCAGGAAGUGAAUUUACCAAUCGUUGGAAACAAUGAGUGCCAAUGCACCUAUCCUGAAUUAACAGAUAACAUGAUCUGUGCUGGGUUCAAAGAGGGAGGAAAGGACGCGUGUCAGGGAGACUCAGGGGCACCACUGGUGACCAACAAUGGUUUUAUGUGGAUCCAGAGUGGAAUUGUGAGUUUUGGCCUCGGCUGUGCCAAGCCUACGACUCCUGGAGUCUACACCCGUGUGUCCGAGUACCAGGAAUGGAUCACCGACAUUAUUGGCAGCAGCGAACCAGGCUUUGUUACCUACAACUCCUCGGGAGUGGACAGCGACUUAAAUAGUAUCUGUUCAAUUGUACCAUACACCAAUGCAACUACCACAACUACCAACACUGCAACCACCGCUAUAUCCAAAAUCCCAACGACCAACACGAGCAGCACAUACAGCACCGAAGACCCUAAGUCUGGUGGCAGUGUAUUUGACAGUGGUGUAAACGUGAACCACUUCUCCCACUUCACCUCACUCUGUAUUCUAGUUAUCUCCCUGUAUGUGCUGGUUGGUGAAACAUAAAGGGAAAAUGUCAGUUUAAGGUUUCAAAGAGCAAAUGUUUAAUUCAUUGUGUUUUAUAAUGAGCACACAUCACUGCACUAAGGUGAGAAGGGAAACCACUGGAGAUGAGCAAAAACUAAACUUUUCCGGGGGGUUUCUCUUUAAAUUUGAUUGAUUUAAGUUUGAAAAAGCUUUGGGAAAUGUUGUAUUGUCUAGUAACUAACUAUAUGUGUGUGUGAUGUGUAAUAAUGGAAUCAUGAAAUAAACAAUUGUAUGUUG
This is a messenger RNA of Anoplopoma fimbria (sablefish), 1347 nucleotides long. RefSeq names its product serine protease 27-like. The record is from RefSeq and is a predicted model, not a curated record. The transcript has 6 exons. NCBI's taxonomy places the organism in Eukaryota, Metazoa, Chordata, Actinopteri, Perciformes, Anoplopomatidae. Gene Ontology annotation, biological process: proteolysis. Gene Ontology annotation, molecular function: serine-type endopeptidase activity. Bases 1 to 1089 code for a protein of 362 amino acids.